Messenger RNA from Acytostelium subglobosum LB1, 1212 nucleotides. RefSeq lists its product as hypothetical. NCBI's taxonomy places the organism in Eukaryota, Evosea, Eumycetozoa, Acytosteliales, Acytosteliaceae. Gene Ontology annotation, biological process: actin cytoskeleton organization. Bases 1 to 1212 code for a protein of 403 amino acids. The transcript has 3 exons. Gene Ontology annotation, molecular function: actin filament binding. The record is from RefSeq and is a predicted model, not a curated record. Gene Ontology annotation, cellular component: cell projection; cortical actin cytoskeleton; plasma membrane.
AUGUCAUCUAAUAAUGCAAGGAAAUGGGAGGAGGCUCAGGAGAAGGCCUUCACAAAUUGGGUCAACUCAUUGUUGGCAAAGGUAGGCAAGAGAGUGGAUGAUGUAGGAACAGACUUGAGUGAUGGAGUGGCAUUCAUUCAGUUCUUGGAGUUGCUGAGUCAGAAGAAGUGCAAGCACAAGUACAACCCAGAACCAAAGGACAAGAUCAAUAAGAUUCAGAACCUUCACAUUGGUAUGCGAUUCCUCGAGGUCGAUCUUGGCCUCAAGCCACGCGGCGUAGGCCCAGAGGACUUUUACGAUGGCAACAAGAAGAUGAUAUUUGGAUUCCUUUGGACACUCUAUCGUCGCUUCAGAAUAUCAAUGAUCCGCGACGAUGGCUCCAGCGCCUUGCCCGACAGAGACCCAACAGAGCGUGAGGCUGAGGAGAACCUGCUCAAGUGGUGCUCCAACAUGACAGGCUUCAACAUUACACAGUUCAAGACCGGCUUUAGAGAUGGCGCCGCCUUCUUGUCGAUGGCUGAGAAGCUGGCUGACUCUAACGAUGCACUGGCUGGUCUGGCCGGUCUGGACAGCAUCGCCAAGCUUGCCGCCGUCUUUGACUUUGCCGAGAAGAACUUGAACAUCCCCAAGCUGCUGGACGCUGAGGACGUUGCCGCAGGCACGGCCGACGAGCGCACACUCAUGCUCUACACAUCACUCUUUUACAACGCCUAUGAGGGCAGAAAGAAAGCAAACAAGUCAGAGAUGGACGAGCUUAAGGACAAGGUCGUCGAGGUGGCAGGCAUCGAGCGAGAGGCAAUCUCAAAGAUCUUCCAACUCGAGGACCAGUUGAAUAUGUAUAACGAAGAGCUAAAGACUGAGCGAUACGAGCGAAUGGCAUUGGAGAGAGUCGUAAUGGACCUGGAGAACAAGGCCAUGCUCACUCAUCUGAUGGAGUUGCGCGAACAGUUGGAGAGCCACCAGCAUCUGCUCUGUCGACUGCAGCAGGACGUACAACAAAAGGCCACUGGUAAGCUGGCGCCUCUCUGGGGACCACCUCAAAUCAGUGCCGACUUGAGCAAGUCAAUGUUUGACCAAGUCGAUCAACUUGGUUCACAGUUGGAUGAAGAGUUACAAAGAAUAAGCAGGAUUGUUCAAGCUUCAGAAGUGAAGCCAAUCACCAUUGGCAAGAAGUCUGGCGAGAAGUUGCUAGAGAAAGAAAGAGAGAGCUAA